This is a messenger RNA of Cygnus atratus (black swan), 3695 nucleotides long. RefSeq names its product mex-3 RNA binding family member A (gene MEX3A). NCBI's taxonomy places the organism in Eukaryota, Metazoa, Chordata, Aves, Anseriformes, Anatidae. The transcript is spliced from 2 exons. The coding region runs from base 1 to 1590 and encodes 529 amino acids. The record is from RefSeq and is a predicted model, not a curated record. Gene Ontology annotation, molecular function: RNA binding.
AUGCCUAGCCUGGUAGUACCAGGGAUAAUGGAAAGGAACGGGGGUUUCGGCGAUUUAGGCUGUUUCGGUGGGAGCGGCAAAGACAGAGCGCUGCUGGAGGAUGACCGGGCGCUGCAGCUCGCUUUGGACCAGCUCUGCCUGCUGGGGCUAGGCGAGCCUUCCUCCUCCUCCUCCUCGGCCGCCGUGGUGCUGGUGGAGGACAGCAACAACAACAACAAUAACCCGCAGCAGCAGCAGCAGCAGCAGCAGCAGCAGCCCCCGCCGCCGCCACCGCCGCCGCCGCCGCAGCAGCCGCCGCCGCCGCCGCCUCCGCCGCCGCCCCCGGCCCCGAAGGGUCCCCCGGUUCCCAGCGCCGGGGCGGCGGAGCCCAAGUUGUGCGCCCUCUACAAGGAGGCCGAGCUGAGGCUCAAAAGCAGCUCCAACACCACCGAGUGCGUGCCGGUGCCCAGCUCCGAACACGUGGCUGAGAUCGUGGGGAGGCAAGGCUGCAAGAUCAAAGCCCUGCGGGCAAAGACCAACACCUACAUCAAGACGCCGGUGAGAGGCGAGGAGCCGGUCUUCAUGGUGACAGGGCGGCGGGAGGAUGUGGCCAUGGCUCGGCGGGAGAUCAUCUCCGCAGCCGAGCACUUCUCCAUGAUCAGGGCCUCCCGCAACAAAGCCGGCACCACCUUCGGCAGCGCUCCCACCUUGCCAGGGCAAGUCACCAUCCGGGUGCGCGUGCCCUACCGCGUGGUGGGCUUGGUGGUGGGCCCCAAGGGCGCCACCAUUAAGCGGAUCCAGCAGCAGACCAACACCUACAUCAUCACGCCCAGUCGGGACCGGGACCCCGUCUUUGAAAUCACAGGUGCGCCGGGCAACGUGGAGCGUGCUCGGGAGGAGAUCGAGACCCACAUCGCGGUGAGGACGGGCAAGAUCCUGGAGUACAACAAUGAGAAUGACUUCCUCUCCAGCAGCCCUGAUUCCGGCAUGGAGAACCGCUACUCGGAAGCCUGGCGGGUCCAUACGCCGGCACCGGGCUGCAAACCCCUCUCCACCUUUCGGCAGAACAGCCUGGGUUGCAUUGGCGACUGCUCCGUUGACCCCGUCUACGAGACACCCCGGCUGAAUGACCAAAACGAUUUCAAUUAUGGUUACCUCUUCCCCAACUACGGCGUGAACAAGCAAGAUCUGUAUUACGGGGUGCCGGAGUCAGGUGCCCCAAUGUGGGCUGGGCAGGAGAACACCAACCCUGUCUCGGUGCUCUUCUCGAAACAGCAGCGUUCCAGCAGCACUGGUGCCAUCCACCCAAAUUCACAUCGCUCCCCAUCCUCCUCCAUCCAAGAGCCCAAUCUCUCUGGUCUCCCCAGGCGGUCCCAAGGAGAGCCGCUCCAAGGGUUUUCCAAGCUGGGGACGACUGCCGCUGCCCGGACGUCUGUCUCCAGCAGCCGCGAGUGCAUGGUGUGUUUCGAAAGCGAAGUUACGGCAGCGCUGGUGCCAUGCGGCCACAACCUCUUCUGCAUGGAGUGUGCCGUGAGGAUCUGCGAGAGGACUGAUCCGGAGUGCCCGGUUUGCCACGCUGCAGCCACUCAGGCCAUUAGAAUAUUUUCCUAAAGAGACAGAGCAGGGCAUUGGGGUGGGGUGGGGGGUAGGAAGGGAGCAUGGGGGGGUCCAGGAAAGAAAAGUGAUGAUAAUAAUAAUAAUAAUAAUAAUAAUAAUGACAUCUGAAGAACAAACGAAUGAAAGAAUAAAUUAAUUUAAAGAAGAAGAAGAAGAAAAAAAGAAAUUAUUUUACAAGCAAUGUAUGUUAUUUUUUAAAAAAAAGUGAAUAAUAAAAUUAAAAUGAAUAGCAAAGCCAGAAAUUUUGAAGGGCGAACGAUGCUCCAGCCUGCGAUGUCUUUUUUAAAACAAGUACUCUGAACGCACACUCGGAUCUCGCAAGCAAAGCGGUUUAGUUCAGUUUUUUUUGGUGGUGAGAUUGGGACUUCUCUGCAUUGACCAAGCCAGGCCAUCUCGAUCGGACGGGGAAGGGAGCAGGGAUGUGGGGAGGGCCCUGCCAGCCUUUCUUCUCCAGCCAUGUUCAAUCUUCAUCUUGGUCUGAAGCCCCUACUCUCCUCCCCCCCCAGGGAUGACAGCCCAACUGGGAGCUCAGAAAGAAACAAAUAGAAAGAAAGGAAAACGGAUGUCGGGGAUUUAAAAAAAUAAAAAAGACACCAUCAACCUCUGGGAACCUGUUAGAACGAGGGCACAACUGUAUUACCUCAAAGAUUUAAACAAAAAACCACAGCAGCUAAAGAACUUUUAUUGUUUUCCUUUUUUUCUAAAAAAAACAAAAACAAAAAAGCCACAAAAAAAAAGAAAAUAAAAAAAAGACGAAGAAGAAAUAAAACUGACGCCGGUGAAGCUGAAGAAGGUUUGGAAGAACCUAUUUGAAUCACACUGGGCGAUUAGCAUUUAUUUUAUUAUUCUGAGCCACCAUGGAGUUUGGAACUUUGUUCUUUUUUCCUUAUCCGAGCAGGGAUUUGUUCAUCAGACGAAUCAGGAGUCACUAACAGGGUAUUUCAAAAGCAGUCCUGAGUUCCCAUCCUUGGGGGGAGUGUAUUGACUUCCGCGUUUCUGUAGUUCACUCUUCAUCCUUUUUUCCAAGUGAUGCCAGCUGCAGCUACAUGCAACACGCAAGCGCACGUGCACACAUGCACACACACACACACUUGUAACAUUGUGCUUUUCUUUUCUUAAAAAGUAUAUAUAUCACACCAAAACCUAAGAAAGACGAUCAUGCAAUACAGGCAAUGAGCCCAUAUGAAACCAACAUGCAUCCCAACAGAAAGCAAAAAAGAACCCCGAGUUUAUAUAUAUAAUUUUGUUGUCGUCGUUUUUAAACUGGACCAAAACUUUUGUUACCCAAAACCGAGUGGGGGGAAAAAAAAAGAAGAAAAAGUAUUUCUUUAUGGACCAAAACCUCUUCAGCUGUCCUUUACCUGGAUCUUCCUGAGGUUGGCCACUUUUAUAUAUUAUAUUUUUUUUCAGAACGAAACAAAAAAAAAAAAAAGAAUUGCCUUGUUGAACAUCCUUUAAUCAUUUCAAGACUCCUGGUUUUGUUAAAUCAGAUACUUUCUAAACCAUUGGGAACUGGGAGAGGACGGGCUUCGAAUCUGGCUUCUGUGCCAAUGCACACAAGAUGCAAGCCAGCAUCUUAACAUCAUCAGGUUUGUUCAACCAGUCUGUGGAUGCCAAAAUGCCGUGAUGGUAAAGAUGUGUGUUGGAUUAACCUAUCAAGUACCAGUAUACCUAUCUAUAAAUAUAUGUGUGUAUAUAUAUAUAUAUAGGCACUUAACUCAUCAAGCACCUAUAUAUAUAUAUGUAUAUAUAAAUUAUAUAUAGAGUUUUUCUCCCACCACCACCGCUUCCCCAUUUCCUGCCCCUCGACUUCUGCUCACAGAUCCUGGACCCUGAUUUAGAACUGAACCAGCAAGUUUCACAACUUGGCAGAGACAGUUCUACAGCAAAAAAAAAAAAUAAUGAUAAUACCAAUAAAAAUCGCCUGAGAUUUUUUUUCCCUUCAGUUACAGGAGACUUUAUUUUCAUCGUAAUAAUGUUCCUGGGAACAUCCCCUCUUCUGCUCGGUUUGCUGCCGCUUGCUGCCGGUGCCGGGGCAGGCUGCUCCGGUGCUCUGCAUCGAUAAAGGUCUGCUUUCAAUCUCCAGAUACUGGGUGGAG